Molecule: messenger RNA, 2384 nt
Organism: Paramecium pentaurelia
Lineage: Eukaryota; Ciliophora; Oligohymenophorea; Peniculida; Parameciidae
Source: the annotation of a GenBank genome assembly
AUGAAAAUAGAAGAUCUCAAUUCAUAAAUUAUGUAAGUAAAAUUGAAUGAAUAAAAAAUACAUAAGUAUUAUAAAGAGGAAUUGGAAAUUAAGACAUUAAAAUUAAAUACAGAACUUGCUUAAGUGAAAUUUGAAAAGUAGGAUUAAUUGGAAAAAUUUGAGAUUGAAAGAAGAUCUUAUUUAUAAUAAUUAGAAGUCUUCAGUACUAAAUUGAAUGAAGUUAAAAUCGAAUUGAUAAAUGAAUAUGAAUAUAAGAUUUAAUCAUAAAGAAUGAAAAUGGAUAAUUAAAUUUAAAAACUUAAAGAGGAAUCUUAAGAUUAUAAAAAUUAAUCUUUGUAAUAUAUAGAAAAAAAUAAAAUUCUACAAUUUUAAAUUGAUAAAUAUUAGCCAUAUAUUGUUAGUUUAGAAAAGGAUGUAUAAGAUCACAAAUAUAAAGUCUUUUUAUUUGAUGAAUAAAUUAAAGCAAAAGAUUCCAAACUCCUUUAAAAAGAUAUAUUAAUUGAUUAAUUAAAGUAUUAAUUUAUAUCUAAUUAGUGAAUAGAUCAAAAGAUUGAAAUAAGAUAAAACUUAGCCAGGUACAAGGGAAAAUGUUAGAAAAUAGAGUUCUAUGAAUAAAAGUUCAUCUCCAGAUAAAUUAUAAUAAUAAUAAAAAAGUUAUUAAUAAAGGUAGAUUAUUAAAUAAAGAGAACCAAUAAAAUAAACAAGCAAUCCUGAAUCAGCAGUUUAAUCUUCUCAUAAAAGGACUUCUAUAUAAAAAGAUGAAUUUGUAUUUGAAGAAACAACAAUAGAAUAAUAUGUUGAAAACAAUCGACAAGAGAUUAUACAAUCAAUUAAUUAAAGAAGUAGAUAAUCUUCAAUAGAUGAUUAACCUAUUUAAUAGAUAUAAAUAAUAAAAAUAGUUUCUAAUGAAGUAUCAUCAAGUAAUAGAAAUAAUGAUGUAUUAUAAAAUACAAUCAUUUAAAACAAUAAAUCCUUAUAAACUACUUAAAGAGUAUGGACUAUUUAGAAUGACUUUAGUGUUUAAUGUGAUUUCAUUGAAAAUAGUUAAAAUAUAUCUUCUUAAUAUACUUCAGAUUCAUAAUUGAUUAAGUGUAAAAAUGAAAUAAUUCGACUCUAAGAAGAGUAUGAAUUUAAAUUGAAGAGUAAUUAAGAUUAAAUUAGUGAUAUGUAAGAUAUGAUGAAAAUCUCUUAGCUUAAACAUGAAUAAUAAAUUGAUUAAUUAAAAAAAGAAUUUGAAUAAUAAUUAUAAUAAGAAUUAUUAAAGAAAGACUAAUAGAUUGCUUAAUUAGAAUAAAUAAUUAAUGAAAAAGACUAAAGAAUUAAAGGCUAUGAAGAAUCAGAAUAAUUAUAUGAAGUAUUAAUAGAAGAUUUAAAUCUAAAAUUAUAAUAAAAAGAUUAAGAAUAACAACAACUCUUAAAGAAAUUUCAAGAUGAUAUUUAAUAAUUAUAGAGUGAAAAUGCAAUAGAAUUAAAAAGACUUUUAGAUUUAAAUGAAAAUUUGAAAUUAAUUCAUAAAUAAGAAAUCGAAAAUUUAAAUAAUUAACAUAAAUUAGAUUAGGAAUAACUUAUAUAAGAAAGGAAAAAAUUAAGAGAAUAAUAAAUUGAUCAUGAAUCCUUUAUAAAAUAAACUACAGAUUAAUUAUAGUAAGCUAAAUCAAAAGAAUAUUUAUUAGAUAGUUAUAGGAGAGAAUUAUUAAAAACUAAUGAAAUUGUUAAAUAUUUAUCAUUAGAAAUUGAAAAUUUUAAAAAGAUUAAUAAUAUUUUUAGAACAAAGAAUGAUCAUAUUUCUUAAACAUUUCUAUAUAAUGGUAUGGGAUUUCUACCAACAGAAGUAUAAGAUAAAAUAAAGAAUAAAAUGAAUAAAGUAAAAUACAAAUAGAGUAUACCUUCAAAUAUUGCAAAAGAUGCUUACUAAAUGAAUUUUUAGCUAUAAAAGGGUUCUAAAAUGAAACCAGCAAAAUUGGCAUCAAAAACUAGUAAUAUACAAGAUUUUCAAAAUUAAAAGUGAGUAUAUUGUAUAUAUAUAAUUAUAGAUAAGAGAUAAAAGUUAGAAUUGAAUAAUUGAAUGAUUUUAAUGAUGGAUUACCAAAAAUUAAUUCUAAAAAUGUUUAAGAAUUUGAGAGAUCUCUUUCAGAAUCAAAAUAAAAAACAUUAAAUAAACAAUUUAGAUCAAGUAUUAUAUUUAAUUAAUAAAUAAUUUAGAAACUUAAUAAGAAGAUUAAGUUGAAGUAAAUGAUCCUAAAAGAAUUAUUUAAGAUAUUAAUUAAAAAGAAUUGCUAUUGAUUUAGCGUAGUCAAAUGUUAUUAUCUUAGUUGAAUUCUACUACAGAGAAUUAUUAAAAAUAAAACCAAAGAAAAAUCAAUUAUAGUACUUGUAAAAUAUGA